Messenger RNA from Asterias rubens (European starfish), 1906 nucleotides. RefSeq names its product lectin L6-like. The transcript has 3 exons. The record is from RefSeq and is a predicted model, not a curated record. Bases 78 to 998 code for a protein of 306 amino acids. NCBI's taxonomy places the organism in Eukaryota, Metazoa, Echinodermata, Asteroidea, Forcipulatida, Asteriidae.
CUGGCGGUAGUCCGAAUCCAACCAUCAACGAGAAUCGUUUUGCUUCAAGUUGUAUCUCCGUUGCGUCUGGCUUUAACAUGGCGUAUAAAGCUAUCUGUUUGGUUUUGAUGCUGCUGAUCACGCCAAUUGUGUUCAGCCAGCCCGACAAAUGGUUCGAACCAAGAAACCCAAGCCCCACCGACAUGGCAGAGACAGUUAUAGAUGAAGAGAAGUCUUACGAGGCGGUGCAACUCUGUCCGUGUGCCAGACUAGGUUGGCAGAACAUCCCAGGGGGUCUCAUCCACGUAUCCAUCGGCUCGUCUGGUGUUUGGGGAGCUAACUCAAACGGUAAUAUCUACUUCAGGGAAGGGUCGUAUGGCAACGAACAAAACACAGGCGCCUCUUGGAUACAAGUCAGUGGAGGACUGUCACAACUCGAUGUUGGUAAAAACGUAGUCUGGGGUGUGAACAGUAACGAUAAUAUCUAUGCUCGACAGGGCAUAACGUCUGGUAACCCAACCGGUACCGGAUGGAGUCAAGUCGGUGGUGCUUUGAAGCACGUCAGCGUUAGCCAGAAGGGGCAUGUUUGGGGUGUAAACUCAGGCGAUAAUAUUUACCAUCGUCUUGGGGCCAGCAACUGUAAUGUUCUGGGCAAUGACUGGCGUCAGAUCGGGGGCGGAUUGAAGCAGAUUUCGGUGGGUAGCGGGGGAGUAUGGGGCGUUAACUCCGCAGAUAACAUCUACUACAGGGAGGGGACUUUCGGCGAUCCGGAUUCGGAUCCUGACGGUUCCACCUGGACCCGUGUAUCCGGAGCUUUGAAGUACAUCAGCUCAGGCGACGAUAUCUAUGGGGUGAAUUCUAACAACAAUAUUUAUUAUAGGCUGGGGGUGUCUGCUGCGGCACCGAAGGGUACUGGCUGGCAGAAUAUUCCAGGGGGACUGUCACAGAUCGAGUCACUGUCACUUGCCGUCUGGGGUGUCAAUACUAACGGUAACAUUUAUGUGAAGGAGACGGAUUAGAGCAUUUCAGACCAAUUUGUGAAAUUGACACCUAACUGACGUCAAAACUACAGUGACUCGGCCUGCAACAUGCCUAGAGUUAAAUACAAUUUUAGAGAACCCAUUUUAUUUUUUACUUUUAAAGAGCCUUGAAUUUGACAUUUUGACUGACUGACUGUUCCUCCUGGAAGGUAAAGACCCAUAAGUUUUGAAGUCCAAUGACGUCGUGGGUCAGUUUUCGCUCUUAAAAAAAAGUCAAGAAUGAACAAAAACAUUUCCGUACAUCUCAGAAUGGUUGAAUGGUUUGGAUCAAAUUGUACACUUUAAGGUUAUGAAUUGCAAUAACAUUUGACACCAUUUUGACACGAGAUUAGAUACUUGCAAUUUGUUCCCAUUCAAAUGAGGACGCUAUCCCUCGGACGAAUAAGUACAUACGUGUCCUUCCACUAUCAGUAAGCAGGGCACCCAAGAGAAUUUGGUUCGUCUUUGUUGAUCAAAAUGUAAUUAAAUUUGGGACUUUUGAACGCCAGGUAGCAGCAGACUUUCCAUUGUUUACGCUGAUCUGAGCAUGUUCACAAUUUACCAAGAACUAUGAGUUGUACCCGGUAAGUCUGCUGCCACUUUCAGUCCAAAAACAGUCCCCCAUUCACUUCAUUCAAACGCACAUUUAUUUCCAAACUUCUUAAAGAAGAACAAACUUGAACAAUACAAAUGCGGGAAUUUGAUUGAAAUAAUAACAAUAAUAUAAAGCGAGUGUCAAUGAAUUGUUUUCUAACAGGAUAAGAAUCGAAUUGUGUUUAAAUCAGUGAUAUGCAACGCCAAAGAUGUAAUGAAAAGUUAACUAAAACAAAUCUUGAAAUAAUGUUAUGCAAUUAAGAAAUACAACAAAAUGUAACAGUUCCUAAAAUAAAGAGUAAUUUAUAAUCGUA